This is a messenger RNA of Coregonus clupeaformis (lake whitefish), 2449 nucleotides long. RefSeq names its product pyruvate dehydrogenase E1 component subunit beta, mitochondrial-like. The transcript is spliced from 11 exons. The coding region runs from base 75 to 1154 and encodes 359 amino acids. The record is from RefSeq and is a predicted model, not a curated record. Gene Ontology annotation, molecular function: pyruvate dehydrogenase (acetyl-transferring) activity. Gene Ontology annotation, biological process: pyruvate decarboxylation to acetyl-CoA. Lineage: Eukaryota; Metazoa; Chordata; Actinopteri; Salmoniformes; Salmonidae.
CAGACAAAUGCUCUGAUUGGACCUGAUCCUUUUCCAGGACAAGUCGCUCCUCCCACUCAGAGGACAGGUCAAAGAUGGCGUCGUUGAGGUGUUUUCUUCGCUCCGGGAAGAAUACCGUCUCGGUGGUCCUACGAAGAGAGUUCAGCAAGACAUCUCCGGCCGCUGUUCAGGUGAACGUCCGAGAUGCCCUCAACCAGGCCAUGGAUGAGGAACUGGAGAGGGAUGAGCGGGUCUUCCUUCUGGGGGAGGAGGUGGCUCAGUAUGAUGGAGCUUACAAGGUCAGCAGGGGGCUGUGGAAGAAAUAUGGUGACAAACGGAUCAUCGACACUCCAAUCACAGAGAUGGGCUUUGCUGGCAUUGCUGUUGGUGCUGCAUUCGCCGGGCUGAGGCCGAUCUGUGAGUUCAUGACCUGGAACUUCUCCAUGCAAGCCAUCGACCAGGUGAUCAACUCAGCUGCUAAGACCUGCUACAUGUCAGCCGGAGCGCAGCCUGUCCCCAUUGUGUUCCGCGGCCCCAACGGCUCCUCCGCAGGCGUUGCAGCCCAACACUCCCAGUGCUUCGCUGCCUGGUACGGCCACUGCCCCGGACUCAAAGUAGUCAGCCCCUGGAACUCCGAGGACGCCAGAGGUCUCCUCAAAGCAGCUAUCAGGGACGAUAACCCUGUGGUGUUCCUGGAGAAUGAGUUGAUGUAUGGUGUUCCCUUCGAGCUGUCUGAGGAGGUCAUGCAUAAAGACUUUGUCGUACCUAUUGGAAAGGCCAAGGUGGAAAGACAAGGAACCCAUAUCACUCUAGUGUCCCAUUCCCGCUGUGUGGGUUUCUGUCUGGACGCAGCGGCCGUCCUGGCUAAGGAGGGGAUUGAAUGUGAGGUGGUUAACCUGCGCACCAUAAGGCCUCUGGAUGUGGACACCAUCGAGGCCAGUGUGAUGAAGACCGGCCAUCUGGUCACAGUGGAGGGGGGCUGGCCCCAGUACGGAGUGGGGGCUGAGAUCUGUGCCAGAGUCAUGGAGGGCCCAGCCUUCAACUACCUGGACGCUCCUGCCGUCAGAGUGACUGGUGUAGACAUCCCAAUGCCAUACGCUAAGAUCCUGGAGGACCACAGUGUACCUCAGAUCAAAGACAUUAUCUUCUCAGUCAAGAAGGUCUUGAAUAUGUAAACAUACCAAUGUCUCCCUCCCUCUCCCACCCCUCUGUUACUUGCAGACCAACCUUAUUUACCUUUUAAGUAUUUACUUAUACAAUAGUAAGUACUGCAGGAAGUACUAAUCCCCCCAUGUCAAUUUACCAGUAAAUAUACACACAUCUCUACAGGAAAAUAGUCCCUAUUCACAUCACUACAGGACAAUUGUCCUUAUUCACAUCACAUGACUACAGGAAAAUAUUCCUUAUUCACAACACUACAGGAAAAUGGUCCUUAUUCACAUCACAUGGCUACAAGAAAAUAGUCCUUAUUCACAUCACAUGGCUACAGGAAAAUAGUCCUUAUUCACAUCACACGACUACAGGAAAAUAGUCCUUAUUCACAUCACACGACUACAGGAAAAUAGUCCUUAUUCACAUCACACGGCUACAGGAAAAUAGUCCUUAUUCACAUCACACGGCUACAGGAAAAUAGUCCUUAUUCACAUCACACGGUUACAGGAAAAUAGUCCUUAUUCACAUCACACGACUACAGGAAAAUAGUCCUUAUUCACAUCACACGGCUACAGGAAAAUAGUCCUUAUUCACAUCACACGGCUACAGGAAAAUAGUCCUUAUUCACAUCACACGACUACAGGAAAAUAGUCCUUAUUCACAUCACACGGCUACAGGAAAAUAGUCCUUAUUCACAUCACACGGCUACAGGAAAAUAGUCCUUAUUCACAUCACACGGCUACAGGAAAAUAGUCCUUAUUCACAUCACACGGCUACAGGAAAAUAGUCCUUAUUCACAUCACACGGCUACAGGAAAAUAGUCCUUAUUCACAUCACACGGCUACAGGAAAAUAGUCCUUAUUCACAUCACACGGCUACAGGAAAAUAGUCCUUAUUCACAUCACACGGCUACAGGAAAAUAGUCCUUAUUCACAUCACACGGCUACAGGAAAAUAGUCCUUAUUCACAUCACAUGGCUACAGGAAAAUAGUCCUUAUUCACAUCACACGACUACAGGAAAAUAGUCCUUAUUCAGAUACAGUAAUACCUACAUGUACUUGCACUUCUGUUUCCUGUUUGGAUGGUGGACAGACAAGACAGUGAUGUCAAGUAAACCAACUAACUCAUCAACGUUGUAUAGUAGAGAUCUGUCAUUGAUCCAUUUAUGAAAAUACUUGAAGAAGAAGAAGAUAUUGUUGUUUGUAAGGACAUGUAUUUAUUAUGGCUGAUAUUAUUGUACCAACUCCAGACUGUAUUAUUGUAUUUCUGUAAAUGGCUCUGUUACAGAAAUAAAACUCCCAUUUUAUCAGUCUCUGAA